Mauremys mutica (yellowpond turtle) is the source of this 6501-nucleotide messenger RNA. It is a transcript of the gene BAZ2A, whose product is annotated as bromodomain adjacent to zinc finger domain 2A. The transcript is spliced from 29 exons. Gene Ontology annotation, molecular function: protein binding; DNA binding. The coding region runs from base 468 to 5663 and encodes 1731 amino acids. Gene Ontology annotation, cellular component: rDNA heterochromatin. The record is from RefSeq and is a predicted model, not a curated record. NCBI's taxonomy places the organism in Eukaryota, Metazoa, Chordata, Testudines, Geoemydidae.
CCGAAAGAUGCGACCCACAUGCAGCUGGCGUGGUGGGUGGGUGUGUCUGGGAGGCGCCACUCAGGCAGGAGUGACCCGUCGGAAAGCCGAGCGCCGAGGUAGCUGGGCUCCGUGCCCUGGGAUGACGUUCCCUGGCUUAUUUCGUCCGGCUGCUCUCUUUUGCGUGGAUCUCAGCAACAGGAAAUGCUGCUUUUUUUCCCCAGUGAAAUGGGCAAACAGCUCCCGGCCGGGGAGGGGGGUGAGGAUCCUGAACUGAAACAUGCCGGCCCGCUGGUGGAAAGAUGCUAGAAGCAGCCCCGUGGGAUUCCUCCGGCUACAGCCGAAAACUCUCCGCAGCCCCGACUAGAAGCAGAGUGGCCGAAUUUAACGCAAAACCGAAUCCGGGGCCGGGAGCACGUGAGAUCUCUCGCUAGCCGCUUCCCUCCGAAGCUCCCAACGCAGCAGCGCCGCCUUACGCCGACGUUGAAAUGGAAACGAACAACCAUUUUAACUUCCCUGGCCUCCCCACUGCCUCAGGACUGAAGCCCACCCCUUCCUCAGGGGACAGCGUCUACACUAACGGGUCUCCUCUCAACUUCCCCCCGCAAGGGAAAGGCCUGAAUGGCGACAUGAAUGGGAAUGGCUUAUCUCCUGUAUCUCACACUAGUACUUCAGGGACGUUCGCCUCUGCCGGGCACUCCCCCGACGCCUCCGCCCUCCCCCACCCGUACGACUAUCUCUGGAACUACCCGCCGUACCAGCCCGGCGGCCUCAAGGAGACCCCCAGCCUCGGACAGUACCCGCUCAACGGCAUCCUUGGGGGCGCCCGGCCGGCGUCCCCGGGGCACAACACUAACCCCAGGGCAGGGCAGGAGUUCUGGGCCAACGGCACCUCCGGCUCCAUGGGGCUGAGCUUUGAUUCGCAGGAGCUGUACGACUCCUUCCAGGAUCAGAGCUUUGAGCUCGUGCCAAACGGCGCCAGCGGUUUCUACGCGGCCGCCCAGCCCUCCCCCAUGCUGGGCUCCGGCGCCCAGCCUUUCUCGCCACCUCCGGGCCUGCAGGACGAGCCGGGCGCCGGCCAGGAGGGGUCCUUGGCGGCAAAGGAGAUGCCGCCUGCCGGCGAGGAGACCGGCGCCGCUCUGAUGGGCAGCCGGGAACUGGAGGAGACGCAGCCGGACCUGAAAAUGUGCAGCUACAGCAGCUCCGGGCCGGCCGUGGAGCCGCUCAGCCAGGAAGCUUCCGUCUUGUCCCCGGACACCGCUGGGAGCUGCCUGGGCGACGCCUCUGCCCUCGCCGGUGCCCUGGCAGACCCUCCCCUCCUGAGCGAAGACCCCCUGGAGCCCUUCGAGUCGCUGGCUAGAGACCCAGGGACCGGAGAUCUCUACGAGAUGGACAACUCCCAGCUGGUGAACGACAAGUCUUCUCUGGAGGCUGCCCCGGACAUCUCGACCCUCGAGUGCUCCGAGAGCCCCUCCCUGAACAACUCCAGCGCCUUCAGCCUGCUGCCGGACGACAGCCAGGCCCCCUCCUCGCUCUUCGUCGGCCCCGACUCGCCGCCUGUCCUGGGGGAGGCCGUCCUGCAAGACAGCAGCUUAGACCUGCAGGACGGGGGCGACCCAGGGGAGGAGGAAUCGGAGUCUCUGGAGUGCAGCCCCCCGCUGGAGCCGGAGUCCCCCUGUCUGGAGGAGGAGGAGGAGGAGGAAGUGGCUGAGGACAGCUGCCUGGAGGCUCCGGCCGCCCCGCUCAGUGCAUCAGCAAGGGGCGAAGUCCCCCGCAGACGGAUCGCCACGGCGGAGGAGGUUCGCUUCCCGCUGCAGCACGGGUGGAGGAGGGAAGUGCGAAUCAGGAAGGGCAGCCACCGCUGGCAGGGGGAGACGUGGUACUACGGGCCCUGCGGCAAAAGGAUGAAGCAGUUCCCGGAGGUGAUCAAGUACCUGAGCCGGAACGUGGUGCAGGACGUCCGGCGCGAACACUUCAGCUUCAGCCCUCGCAUGCCUGUUGGAGACUUCUACGAGGAGCGGGACACGCCCGAGGGCUUGCAGUGGGUGAAGCUGACCCAGGAGGAAAUCCCCUCGCGCAUCCAGGCCAUCACGGGCAAGCGCGGGCGCCCCCGCAACGCGGAAAAGGAGAAGGCCAAGGCCAAGGAGGCGCCCAAGGUGAAGCGCGGACGGGGCCGGCCCCCCAAGGCCAAGAUGGCCGACUUGCUGAGCAAGACCGACGCCAGGCUCCUGAAGAAACUGGAAGCCCAAGAGGUGCUCAGCGACGAAGACAAGCUGAAGAUGAGCAAGAUCAAGAAGAAGAUGAGGCGAAAGGCAAGGAACAAACAGAAGCAGGAGGCCAAAGUGCCCAAGCCCAAGGAGGCCAAGAAGAAAGCCAAGGCGAAGAAGGAGAAGGCGCGGCCGGAGAAGGCCAAGGAGAAGGGGCGGCCCAAGGAGAAGGGGCGGCCCAAGGAGAAGGCCAAGGCUGUGCGGAAGGUGGACAAGAACCUGCUGGCCCAGCGGCGGCUGGAGGAGCGGCGCCGGCAGCAGAUGAUUUUAGAGGAGAUGAAGAAGCCCACCGAGGACAUGUGCCUGGGCGACCAUCAGCCCCUGCCGCCAUUCUCCCGCAUCCCCGGCCUGGUCCUGCCCAGCGGUGCCUUCUCCGACUGCCUCACCAUCGUGGAGUUCCUGCACAGCUACGGCCGGGUCCUGGGCUUCGAGGUGCCCCGGGACGUCCCCAGCCUCUGCACCCUGCAGGAGGGGCUGUUCGGCGUGGACGACAGUCUGGGCGAGGUGCAGGACCUGCUGGUGCGGCUCCUGCGGGCUGCACUCUAUGACCCCGGCCUCCCUUCCUACUGCCAGUCCCUGAAGAUCCUCGGGGAGAAGGUGUCCGAGAUCAGCCUGAACCGGGACACCGUCUCCGAGAUCCUGCGCUGCUUCCUCAUGGCCUACGGGGCCGACGCCGACCUGUGCCACGGGCUGCGGACCAAGCCCUUCCAGGCGCUGCCCCCCGACCGCAAGGCGGCCAUCCUGGCCUUCCUGGUCAAUGAGCUCAACGGCAGCGCCCUCAUCAUCAAUGAAAUCGACAAGACUCUGGAGAACAUGUCCAACUACAGGAGGAACAAAUGGAUCAUCGAGGGCAAGCUACGCAGGUUGAAAAUCGCCCUGGCCAAGAAGACGGGCCGCCCGGAGUCCGAGAUCACGGGCCUGGAUGAGGGGCCCAGGCGGCGCAGCUCCCGGAUCACGGAGGAGAACAGUGGCCUGGAGGCAGAGGAGGAAGAGAGCCGGGGCCGGAAAUCCCGCAAGGAUGAGGAGGCCAGCAUUCCUGCCUCCAGCGUCCCCGAGCUGGAGAGACAGAUCGAGAAGCUAGCCAAGAGGCAGAUGUUCUUCCGGAAGAAGCUGCUCCACGCUUCGCAGACGCUGCGGGCCGCGGCGCUGGGCCAGGACCGCUACCGCCGGCGGUACUGGGUUCUGCCCCACCUGGGCGGGAUCUUCGUGGAGGGCUCUGAGGCAGCUGCGGAGGAGGGGCCCAAGGACACGGCGGAGGAGGAAGAGGAGAAAGAGGCUGCCCCGGAGAUCUGCCCCGUGAAGAAGGAACCGGUCGAGCUGCCCAUCCGCAGCCGGCUGAAGUGCACGGCCUCCCGGGCGCGGGGCCGGCCGCGGAAAAGCAAAGAGGAGCCGGCCCGGCCGGGCAGGCCCAAGCCCCCACCCCUCAACGGGCUCCUGGAGGACUCGCUGCCCCCCUGCCAGAGCCAGCACGACCUGAGCCAGUCGGCCUUCCUGUCCUGGCUGAGCCAGACGCAGUCAUCCCUGCUCAACGGCUCGGUCCUCACCCCGGACAGCAGCCCCGGGAAAGGGGACCCCAGCCCCCCUGCCCCCGAGGCGCCCGCCCUGGAGGAGAGCUUCCCAGAGACAGUGGAGAAACAGGGACCCUGGUUCAACCUGCUGCCCAGGACGCCCUGCCAUGCCUCUCCCCCCCUCACUACCUCCUCGGAGGAGCCCCCGGCUAGAGCCGCCCCCCAACCUCGCAGCCUUCACCCCGGGGACCAGCCCAAGGCUACGGGCAGGCAGCCGAAUGGCCCCACGUCUCCCGCCCUCGCGUCCACGCCCGUCCACGCCAGCCCCAGGGUGCCCAGCGCGUGCCCGAGGGGCCGGGGCGGAUCCGAGAAGGCCCAGGAGCCGCCGGGCCAGCCCAAGCGCCGGGGCCGGCCCCCCACCAAGUUCUUCAAGCAGAUUGAGCAGAAGUAUCUCACCCAGCUGAUGGCGCAGCCCGUGCCCCCAGAGAUGCAGAGCGGCUGGUGGUGGCUCAAGGACCCGGAGGAGCUGGAGGCCGUGGCCCGAGCGCUGCACCCGCGGGGGAUCCGCGAGAAGGCCCUGCACAAGCACCUCACCAAGCACAAGGAGUAUCUGCGGGAGGUCUGCGCCCGCGCCACUGCCGAUCCCAUCUUCCAGCCCCAGGCCGCCGGCCACCCCGUGUCUCAGGAAGCUUUGGCCAGGUGGUCCGUGACGGAGCGGGCCUACGAGAUGGACCUCGCCCUCCUGCAGUGGGUGGAAGAGCUGGAGCAGCGGGUCCUGAUGGCGGAUCUGCAGAUCCGGGGCUGGACCUGUCCGAGCCCCGACUCGGCGCGGGACGACCUGCGGUACUGCGAGCACAAGCUGGGGGCCCUGGAGGACAUCACCCUCAAGAACCGGCGGGAGGGGCUGCCCCCCUCCCGGGAGGCCACCAACCCCCUGGACCUGGCCGUCCUGCGGCUGGCGGCGCUGGAGCAGAACAUGGAGCGCCGGUACCUGAAGGAGCCGCUGUGGCCGCCGCACGAGGUGGUGGUGGAGAAGGUCGUGCUGAGCAGCCCUGAGGCGCUGGACCUGGGCAGCACGGAGAUUGCCUACGAGAUCACUCCCCGGAUGCGGACGUGGCGCCAGACCCUGGAGCGGUGCCGGAGCGCGGCCCAGGUCUCCCUGUGUAUCUACCAGCUGGAGAAAUCCAUUGCCUGGGAGAAGUCAGUCAACAAAGUGACGUGUCUGGUGUGCCGGAAGGGGGAUGACGACGAACACCUGCUGCUGUGUGACGGCUGCGACCGCGGCUGCCACCUCUACUGCCACCGGCCCAGGAUGACGGAGGUGCCGGACGGGGACUGGUUCUGCUCCGUCUGCAUCUCCCAGGCGGGAGGCGAGUAUUACGAGGACCCCAGUUCGCCCAGGCAGGGCAAGAAGCGGAAAAGCGGACGUCUCUUCGGGGGGGGCUUCCCGGAGGAGGAGGAGAGCCCCGGGCGCCGGGUCCUGCCGCGGAGGCGUGACACCCUGUCAGUGCCCCGCUACUCAGGGGAGGGCCUGUCCCCCUCCAAGCGGAGGAGACUGUCGCCACGUGGCCAGAGCAGCGACCUGACCUUCUGCGAGAUCAUCCUGAUGGAGAUGGAGUCUCAGGAGGACGCCUGGCCCUUCCUGGAGCCCGUCAACCCCCGGUUGGUGCCCGGCUACAGGAAAAUCAUCAAGAACCCCAUGGACUUCGCCACCAUGCGGACGCGGCUGCUGCGGGGCGAGUACGUGAGCUGCGAGGAAUUCGCCGCCGAUGCCACGCUGGUGUUCGACAACUGCCAGACCUUCAACGAGGACGACUCGGAGGUGGGCAAGGCCGGGUGCGCCAUGCGGAGAUUCUUCGAGAGCCGGUGGGAGGAAUUUUAUCAGGGAAAACACGCUCCUAACCCGUGAAGCGGGAGCCCAGGGGUGGGGUUGGGGACUGUGCCCCCUCCACGCUCCUGACCUGAGACCUGUCUCGUGCGGUUUGGGGUAGGGAGAGACACCCCCUCCCCCCCCCCCGCAAAAGAACUGACUCCGCUGGAGCCUAUUUCGCUGCCUGCUGAAUUCCCGACGGAGGCUGGUCCCGGCGCGGCGUGGAAAAGCCCCUCCCUCCCACACACACACAUACCAAGGGGCUUGGGGUAACGGGGCGUCUCCACGGCCCGGCUGCUCCAGCCCCCCCGAGCCACCUGGACUCACGGACUGUGGAAGCCAAAAACGAAAGAAACCGGGCGAUCGCUCGUCGGGUUCCUUUUCUACUUCACCACCACCUGACCCGGCAACCGAAGAAAGACGCCCCCCCGCCCCCUUGGCUGGGAGUAUUUAACAUAGCAAUAGUUCGUAGUGACCGUGUAUGAGGAUGGCACUGCUGUGUGCUGUCCCUGAGGCAUUAAUGGCCAGUAAAGUGAACUCAACUCCUCGAGAUUCGCGUCGAGCUUCACACCCGGACCCGCUCGCAACGACACUGGGAUGCGCUGCUUCCACACACAGUCCUCCCCCCGUCCCCGGCUCGCUGCUUCCCUUCCGGGACCUUUCCAUGCCUGCCCUUCUGUCCUUACCUUCCAGGGCCUUUCCAUGCGCCCCCAUUGCCCUUACCUUCCGGGGCCUUUCCAUGCCCCCCCGCCCCUCAUCAUCCUUACCUUCUGGGACCUUUCCAUGCCUGCCCUUCCGCCCUCACCUUCCUGGACCUUUCCAUGCACCCUGUCCCUCAUCGCCCUUACCUUCCGGGACCUUUCCAUGCCUGCCCUCC